Molecule: messenger RNA, 850 nt
Organism: Drosophila teissieri
Lineage: Eukaryota; Metazoa; Arthropoda; Insecta; Diptera; Drosophilidae
Product: ninjurin-2
Exons: 3
Coding region: 216-626 (136 amino acids)
Biological process (GO): tissue regeneration; cell adhesion
Cellular component (GO): membrane
Source: RefSeq, a predicted model, not a curated record
AAAUCGCGUGGUUGUGUCGGAAACCGUCUCCACGACAACGCCGCUCCAAGCACCAACAAUUAGUUGCCAAUUUGAGGAGACAAUGAAAACCGAAACAACUUGAAUUGAAUGUUUUCGUAAGUUCUUUUGUCCGGGCUGAAAACUGAUCCAAAGCGCAGUGGUGUGUGGCGAAAACCAAAGCUCCAGCUGAAAUCAAAACCAAAGAUUCAUUCAUAAUGGCAUCAGGUUUGGAGCGGGUUAACGAAAAUGAGAUGAAAGCAAUGGAUGCCAACAGGUAUGCCACCAAAAAGACGAUCGCCCAGGGCAUGUUGGACAUCGCCCUGCUGACCGCCAAUGCCUCCCAGCUGAAGUAUAUCCUCCAAGUCGGCGAACAGCACCAGUUCUACAAGCUGAUGCUGAUCCUGAUCAGCCUAUCCAUAGUAAUGCAGGUCCUGUCGGGCGUGCUGAGCUUGUCCCUGAGUUUGCUGCGGGAUUGCCGGCUGCACCAGCCGGAGUUUCACCAGUCGGCCAAUAUCAUUAACCAUGUGCGCACGGGCUUCGCCUUCUUUACGACCAUGAUAAAUCUGUUUAUCUCGGCCUUUGACAGUCGACUGCCCCCGCCACAAGGCGACUUUCUUAACAACUAGGUCUAGAGGGUGGGAAUGGAAGAGUCCCGAGAGGGGCCAGUCUUUCGCUUUUGGACUUAAUGCAUUCCCUAUCCAUUUCAACAGCUUUUGGUGGGCAUUCUGUUUGUGGUCAUCGGCAGUCUCAACAUAAACAGGCAGCAGGAUCAGACGGCCGCGGUGAUCCUGAACGAUGUCAUUUUGGUGGUCGUGUUCAUAAUAUCCGUGGUGAACGUUAUCAUAUCCGG